AAUCACAGGACACAAGCCAUGCUAGGCCCAACAUUUCAAGACCGAAACAAUCUUCUUGUUUCUCCUGGGAAUGAUAGUGCAUUUGAUGGCAGAGCUGAGGAAGUGAUAAUAGAGGAUUCAGAGGAUGAUUCAGAGGAGGAUUUAGAGGCUGAUUCAGACUAACAGAGCGAUGUAAAGCAGACUUCUUUUGCGAGGUUUUACUUUGCACAUACUAAUGGCUGUUGCCGAAAUGGUGAUAAUAGAGGAUUCAGAGGAUGAUUUAGAGGCUGAUUCAGACUAGCAGAGCAAUGUAAAGCAAGACUUCUUUAGGGAGGUUCUAGUUUGUACAAACUAGUGGCUGUUGCCGAAAUGGGUAUGUUUUUGGUUAGCAAGGAUGGAUGAUGGUUAUUUCAAUGAAAUUUCGUUUCAAUU
Rubroshorea leprosula is the source of this 411-nucleotide messenger RNA. The record is from the annotation of a GenBank genome assembly. Lineage: Eukaryota; Viridiplantae; Streptophyta; Magnoliopsida; Malvales; Dipterocarpaceae.